GCUGGGGUUGGAGUAGGAGGGCAGAGGUGCUGACCUUGCCCUGGGACCCUCCAGGCCUGAUCGCCCCUGCACGAACCAGACCCUUCGCCGCCCUCACGAUGACUACCUCUCCGAUCCUGCAGCUGCUGCUGCGGCUCUCACUGUGGGGGCUGCUGCUCCGGAGGGCGGAGACAGGCUCUGAGGGGCAGACGGCGGGGGAGCUGUACCAGCGCUGGGAACGGUACCGCAGGGAGUGCCAGGAGACCUUGGCAGCCGCGGAACUGCCUUCAGGCCUCGCCUGUAACGGGUCCUUCGAUAUGUACGUCUGCUGGGACUAUGCUGCACCCAACGCCACUGCCCGUGCGUCCUGCCCCUGGUACCUGCCCUGGCACCACCACGUGGCUGCAGGUUUCGUCCUCCGCCAGUGUGGCAGUGAUGGCCAGUGGGGACUUUGGAGAGACCAUACACAAUGUGAGAACCCAGAGAAGAAUGAGGCCUUUCUGGACCAAAGGCUCAUCUUGGAGCGGUUGCAGGUCAUGUACACUGUCGGCUACUCCCUGUCUCUCGCCACACUGCUGCUAGCCCUGCUCAUCUUGAGUUUGUUCAGGCGACUACAUUGCACUAGAAACUAUAUCCACAUCAACCUGUUCACGUCUUUCAUGCUGCGAGCGGCGGCCAUUCUCAGCCGAGACCGUCUACUACCUCGACCUGGCCCCUACCUUGGGGACCAGGCCCCUGUGCUGUGGAACCAGGCCCUCGCUGCCUGCCGCACGGCCCAGAUCGUGACCCAGUACUGCGUGGGUGCCAACUACACGUGGCUGCUGGUGGAGGGCGUCUACCUGCACAGUCUCCUGGUGCUCGUGGGAGGCUCCGAGGAGGGCCACUUCCGCUACUACCUGCUCCUCGGCUGGGGGGCCCCCGCGCUUUUCGUCAUUCCCUGGGUGAUCGUCAGGUACCUGUACGAGAACACGCAGUGCUGGGAGCGCAACGAAGUCAAGGCCAUUUGGUGGAUUAUACGGACCCCCAUCCUCAUGACCAUCUUGAUUAAUUUCCUCAUUUUUAUCCGCAUUCUUGGCAUUCUCCUGUCCAAGCUGAGGACACGGCAAAUGCGCUGCCGGGAUUACCGGCUGAGGCUGGCUCGCUCCACGCUGACGCUGGUGCCCCUGCUGGGUGUCCACGAGGUGGUGUUUGCUCCCGUGACAGAGGAACAGGCCCGGGGCGCCCUGCGCUUCGCCAAGCUCGGCUUUGAAAUCUUCCUCAGCUCCUUCCAGGGCUUCCUGGUCAGCGUCCUCUACUGCUUCAUCAACAAGGAGGUGCAGUCGGAGAUCCGCCGUGGCUGGCACCACUGCCGCCUGCGCCGCAGCCUGGGCGAGGAGCAACGCCAGCUCCCGGAGCGCGCCUUCCGGGCCCUGCCCUCCGGCUCCGGCCCCGGCGAGGUCUCCACCGGCCGCGGCUUGUCCUCGGGGACCCUCCCAGGGCCUGGGAAUGAGGCCAGCCGGGAGUUGGAAAGUUACUGCUAGGGGGCGGGAUCCCCGUGUCUGUUCAGUUAGCAUGGAUUUAUUGAGCGCCAACUGCGUGCCAGGCCCAGUAUGGAGGACGCUGGGGAAAUGGUGAAGGAAACAGAAAAAAGGUCCCUGCCCUUCUGGAGAUGACAACUGCGUGGGGAAAACAGACCGUGAACACAAAACAUCAAGUUCCACACACGCUAUGGAAUGGUUAUGAUGAAGGGAAGCGAGAAGGGGGCCUAGGGUGGUCUGGGAGGCGUCUCCAAGGAGGUGACACUUAAGCCAUCCCAUAAAGAGGUGAAAGAGAUCACUCUGGGGAGAGCUGGAGAACAGGAUUCUAGGCAGAAGCGAUAGCAUAGGCAAAGGCCCUUGGGCAGGCAGGCGCUCAGCCUUGGCUGGAGUAGAAUUAAGUCAGAGCCAACAGGUGGGGAGAGAGAGAGAAGUGGGCAGGGGCACCCAAGUUGGGAUUUCAUUUCAGGUGCAUUGGAGAUUCUUAGGAGUGUCUCUUGGAGGUAAUAUUUUAUUUUUUUAAAAAUGAG
Nomascus leucogenys (northern white-cheeked gibbon) is the source of this 2023-nucleotide messenger RNA. RefSeq names its product gastric inhibitory polypeptide receptor (gene GIPR). Lineage: Eukaryota; Metazoa; Chordata; Mammalia; Primates; Hylobatidae. Gene Ontology annotation, cellular component: plasma membrane. Gene Ontology annotation, molecular function: G protein-coupled peptide receptor activity; gastric inhibitory peptide receptor activity; peptide hormone binding. Gene Ontology annotation, biological process: cell surface receptor signaling pathway; adenylate cyclase-modulating G protein-coupled receptor signaling pathway. The transcript is spliced from 13 exons. The coding region runs from base 99 to 1499 and encodes 466 amino acids. The record is from RefSeq and is a predicted model, not a curated record.